CACAGCCAGACCGAGGGACGGACGCUAGUCGCGCGGGCCACACUGAGCGUCCCUCUGCCGUGGCUGCCGUCCAGUCGCGCGCCCUAGACCCGCGGCUGGACCCAAUAGAUCGGAGCCCCGGGCCGACGCGCCCUUUGGCAUGGAGCACCCCCGGGGGCUGCCCUGAAGCGGCGGCGGCGAUGCGGCCAGCGCGGCGGCGGCCGGGGCCAGGAACGGCCGCCCGGAGCUCGGAGGACGCGGAGUGCGCCGCGCCGGGGGCACUGACCGAGGGUCUUCCAGUGACUAGUUCCUUUGCAGCUGGUACCUGGGAAAUGGCAGCCUCUGCUAGUGCAGCCUUGAAGACCGCCGCUUGUCUGCUCAGCACUGUUACUUAGAAGAUAGGAUUCAAGAGGAGCGGCCCUGCCUGGAGCUGGCCCGGGGGCGAGCCAGGGCCUCCCCGCCCCCGGGAUGACUGCAGCCGGCCGGGCCAACCCCUACAGCAUCGUGUCAUCCGAGGAGGACGGGCUGCACCUGGUCACCAUGUCGGGUGCCAACGGCUUUGGCAACGGCAAGGUGCAUACUCGGCGCAGGUGCCGAAACCGCUUCGUCAAGAAGAACGGCCAGUGCAACAUUGAAUUCGCCAACAUGGACGAGAAGUCGCAGCGCUACCUGGCUGACAUGUUCACCACCUGCGUGGACAUCCGCUGGCGCUACAUGCUGCUCAUCUUCUCCCUUGCCUUCCUUGCCUCCUGGCUGCUCUUUGGCGUCAUCUUCUGGGUCAUCGCGGUGGCCCACGGCGACCUGGAGCCAGCCGAGGGCCACGACCGCACCCCCUGCGUGAUGCAGGUGCACGGCUUCAUGGCGGCCUUCCUCUUCUCUAUCGAGACGCAGACCACCAUCGGCUACGGGCUGCGGUGCGUGACGGAGGAGUGCCCGGUGGCCGUCUUCAUGGUGGUAGCACAGUCCAUCGUGGGCUGCAUCAUCGACUCCUUCAUGAUCGGGGCAAUCAUGGCCAAGAUGGCCCGGCCCAAGAAGCGGGCGCAGACGCUGCUGUUCAGCCACAACGCCGUGGUGGCGCUGCGUGAUGGCAAGCUCUGCCUCAUGUGGCGCGUGGGCAACCUGCGCAAGAGCCACAUCGUGGAGGCCCAUGUGCGGGCCCAGCUCAUCAAGCCCAGGGUCACAGAGGAGGGAGAGUACAUCCCGCUGGACCAGAUCGACAUCGACGUCGGCUUUGACAAGGGCCUGGACCGCAUCUUUCUGGUGUCACCCAUCACCAUCUUGCACGAGAUCGACGAGGCCAGCCCGCUGUUUGGCAUCAGCCGGCAAGACUUGGAGACGGACGACUUCGAGAUUGUGGUCAUCUUGGAGGGCAUGGUGGAGGCCACGGCCAUGACCACGCAGGCCCGGAGCUCCUACCUGGCCAAUGAGAUCUUGUGGGGCCACCGCUUCGAGCCUGUGCUCUUCGAGGAGAAGAACCAGUACAAAAUCGACUACUCACAUUUUCACAAGACCUACGAGGUGCCCUCCACGCCCCGUUGCAGCGCCAAGGACCUGGUGGAGAACAAGUUCCUGCUGCCUAGCGCCAACUCCUUCUGCUACGAGAAUGAGCUGGCCUUUCUGAGUCGUGAUGAGGAGGACGAGGUGGACGGAGAGCAGGACGGCCGCAGCCCCCAGGCCAGGCACGACUUUGACAGACCCCAGGCCAGCAGCAGUGCGCUGGAGCAGCGGCCCUACAGACGGGAGUCGGAGAUCUGAGCCACCGUUGGCCAAGGUGCAACAUUGGCCCUGCCGGGGACGCCUGGCAGGGGAGACGCCUGGCAUGCCGAGAAGGCCGGGCUCCAGCAGAACGGGCCAGGCACCCCAGGUGCAGACUCAGUAGCACUUUAGAUGUUUUAUGUUUCUUCACAAUGGCCUCAGAGGGUUGUCAGGGGAGUGGGUGGCUGGAGCCAGUCGCCCUUGGCCUGAGAGGCCAGAGCAGCACAGGGCCGCGGGGCCGCCUCCUGGAGCCUCGCCACUGAUCUCUGCCUGCCCAGAAAUGGCUCUGGAACCACCAGGCUCUGGGGGCAAAGGCCAGCAGGCUGCAGCGCGUCUCGCUGGUUUUUAACUUGGGAAGAAACACCUGGUUUCGGCUUUCUCAACCUUAGCUUGAGUAAGACUGUUUACAAAAAAAAUAAUAACAAUAACAUGUGAUUGAAAAUUUUUUAAUUCAUGGGGGGGGGGUAUUAGAAUUUCAUUGGCCUGUCAGGAUUGCAAGCAAUUGCAUGGAGGCUCCAGAAGGUUCUGAGAUGGGACCCUCCACUCGAAGCUGGCUGCUGGCCCGUGCCAGCCGCUGUGGCCCCCGGGUGAGCAUAGAGCUCCCCGUGGUUUUGUGUACUCGCAGAGCAAAUUAGAUUCCGUUUGUGAUACUAAAACCAAGACCAUGUUAAUGAUCAUAAUAAAAGCUUUUCAAUGUCACUGGGGUAGGGGCAGGGGCUGGGGAAAAACUAAUUUGAGCUUUUUGAAUUUGACUUUGUAUUUUAGAGAUGCGUCUCAGGGCCAAAUCGGGACCUGCCGUGUGGGGUCCACUCUCUCUCCACCACCUGGAUUCUCCUGUUGUGCUUCUUUCUCCUUUUCUGGCCUCCACCCCUUCCACAGUGAGGGCCAGUUGGGAACUGUGGGAGUGAUGGCUCCUGGGAAGGGGGCACCAGGCUCCCAGGCUGUGAGGAAGCGAAUCGGCCCCAUCCCUACAGGGCUGAGCGUGAGUCGUGCCUUAGAGACCCCGGGGCUUGGCUCUCCUUGUUUCUGUUUUUAUGGGGCUUGCCUAAUUGGUCUUCCUUGCUGCCUCCAAACCCACCCAGGAGGCCCGACCAGCCCCUCUGUAGAGGCCGCUGAGUUGGCACUCCCCUACACCUGGGCAGCACAGGGGAUCCCAGGGGUGUCCUGCUGCUGAGGGGCAGAGGAACGUGGCAUUGUCACUGAGAUGGUUGGGAGUGUCACUCAUGCCAGGCACUCUGGCCAGAAGGAGCCUGGGGCCCUUGGUCAUCGCUGGAUCAGGAGCAGAUCAAUAGGGUCUUGUUCUUGGCAGAGGAGACAGCUAGUGGGCUCCGGGAUAGAGCCCAGGCCUUCCAGGCCAGCUGACAGCACUGUCCCCCCCUGGGGACCAGGCCAGCCAGGAAAUCUGUAGUGAGAGAGCCAGUGUCCGUCCAUCCAGGGCCCUCUAACUUGUGCCUCCAAGACAGUUCACAGACAGAAGGCAUCAGACUCUGGUCCAAGUGGGGAAACUGAGGUGGAAUGGAAGGUGAUGUAAUGAGUGGGUGGGUGAGGGAAGUGGAGAAAAGGGGACCUGAGUGGGGGCUCAUGCCUCUGUCCCCCUCUUCCGACCCUCACAGCAGUUGGAAUUGGGCUCUGAAGUCAGGGACCAUGGAGGGUCUGAGCAUCUGCUCACCGUUCUUUCCUACCCAGAGAUACCCAGACCAGCCCUGUAGUAGGCUGACUCUGGACACCCGCCCAGACCUCAGGACCCACCCCGAUUUCUGGCGAAAAGCUGUAGCCCGAGGCAGUGGACAUAGCACUAGAGCCCGGCUUCCUCCUGGCCUCCGGCUUUCUCAACCUUAGCUUUGAGGGCAGAGUGUGUGGAGUCCCUGUGGGAACGCUUGCCCACCCACCCCCUUCAACCUUGACCCCUGGACCCUCAGGCUGAGCCAGGGAGGGACAAGGAGGCCCCAUCACUUGGGGCCCGGUCUCGGGGCUGGUGCUCUGCUCUGCCCAGCGGCCUUUCAGGGCCUUUUAGGACCUUCCAGGGUCAAGUGGGCCUGCCAUUCACAAACUCUACCCAGAGGAGAUCCCAAGGGCCUCACAGCCCCUGCAGCCCUGGCCAUCUGGGUGACCUGGUCCCCCUCCCAGGCUCUUGCUGGACAGACCCUGCAGGAAAGCAGCCUCAAAUGGCCUUUCCUCUCUCCAAAGGCAGAUACUGCAUUUUCAAAGUUUUCUGCCCUCUUUUUCCUCCCCUGUGUUUAUUUAUUUAUUUAUUUAUUGCUUUUGCUAAUGACCAAAAUAGUCUCCCCUUUAGUGCACGAGAGGGCGGAUGGGAGGAACUGUGUGCGUGCAGAACGAGGAAACACUGCCCCGGGACGGGUGCUCGCAGGGGCCGUGUGCGCCGCGUGUGUGCUCGUGUGUGGUGUGUAGUGAGCAGAGUGUGCUGAGCACAGGGGAGCAGAGAGUGUGUGCCCGUGUGUGCCUGUGGCAUGUGGUGGGCGGGGUGUGUGUGCACUCGCGUAGACUUUGUACGUCCCGUGUGGUCUGCUCUGCAGGCAGGCACUUCAGCCUGCUCCUGCCCUUGCCCUCUGGCAGCCCAGCACUUGAGAGGUUUCCCGACAGCCUGAAUCUGGUGGUGCAGAGUGGAGAGUUGACCCAGGAAGAGGCCUCAGGUGCCAGGGGCCAGGUGCCCUCCACCAGGGACCCACUGGGGUGGGGUGUGAUUGUGUGAUUCCAGCGCUUCCAGCAGGUGAUGGCUGCCCUGGCUCUGUGUGUGUGCCCAAGCGUGUGGAUUCAUUUGUGCCCUGUCUUGCCUGUGUGUGAGAGAAACAUGCAGGAAUGACAUAGAUGCAGUGUGGAACCCUUCAGACGGGGGAGAGUUCUGCAGGUGUGUGCACACGCUCUCCACUCAUAUGUGAGUCUGCACUGAUUCUAUAUUUGCAUGUCGGUAUGUAUGCACACAUGUAGUUAUGUGUCCAUUUACUCACAGGUGUGUUUGUGUGUGUUUUCUAUGAGUGCAUUGGGCUAUAUGUUUACCAGGCCAGGCGCAUACCAGUCAGGAUGGUCAUGGGUGCUGGACAUCAGCACAGCUGAACCCCAUCGGCCCACCGACCUCUGCCUGCAGAGGUUAUGUCCAGUGGUCAUGCCUGGAGUGUGCCAAGGUGAGGCUUCUGUGUACCUGCGUGAGGUUAUAUCCACACAUGCUUGUGAGCACGCCACAUCCAGAGGUGAGUGUAUGUAGGUUGUGUGGAGGGGCCUUCCGCGUUUGCUGUGUGCCUGGGGUGCGUUCGUGUGGCAGCUCAGAGAGCAGGGCUGGAGGCAGUGCAAUGUGUGUGUGUGUGUGGGUCGCUGGGUGUAUGCACGUGAGUGUCAGGGGUGAUGUGUGUGCGCGUGCCUGUGCGUGCCACUCGGCACAGUGCCCCCACCCCACCCCCAUGCCCUGCUGGUGCUGUGCCACCACGCCCCUGCCUCCCCGCGGGUCCUGUGGGGCUGGGGCCUGGCGGGAGGGAGCCCCUGCACAGGGGUGUCUGCCCUGUGUGCGGUCAUAGAAUGUCUAAUCUAUUUUAAAUGGUGAAACCGGAGAAUUUUCAUGUUAUUUUCAAUACAUAGUGAUAUCUGAAGACAUAGGCCAUGAGACUAGACCACAUUAAAUGCAUUUUGAUCU
Condylura cristata (star-nosed mole) is the source of this 5377-nucleotide messenger RNA. RefSeq names its product potassium channel, inwardly rectifying subfamily J, member 12 (gene KCNJ12). Gene Ontology annotation, molecular function: inward rectifier potassium channel activity. The record is from RefSeq and is a predicted model, not a curated record. The transcript is spliced from 3 exons. NCBI's taxonomy places the organism in Eukaryota, Metazoa, Chordata, Mammalia, Eulipotyphla, Talpidae. Gene Ontology annotation, cellular component: plasma membrane. The coding region runs from base 448 to 1734 and encodes 428 amino acids. Gene Ontology annotation, biological process: regulation of monoatomic ion transmembrane transport; potassium ion import across plasma membrane.